ACACACCUUGGCGAGUGUGACACACACAUGGUGUGUUGGGUGUGGCGGUAAAUAAUAGACGACGACAAAAGCUUCUAAGCCAAUAUAGUAGAAGGGUGUGUAUUGUUAUCUUCUUCGCUUAAUCAAUCGCAUGAAGAAUACAUUAUCAAAAACCGUCUUCCUAAAGUGGUACAUGUGUUUACAAGAGAAGGUCUGCUGUAGAUGCGUGAAAACAUUUGGCAGGAUACUACCACAUACAACUGUUGCGUGCCACCAACUGUUGAUGUAGAUAUUAAAUGGGUGAAUACUAAACGGUGAAAGGACUUAAAUUCCCAACUGCAGUGAUCGAUUUGGAUUCAACACACAACACUACUCCUCACCAGUUUUGCAUGCACUACUACGUGUGAUCUCUCACCAAUCGUUACCUAGCAACAGAACGCUCCCAUCAUCCAUAGACACAAUGAGGGGUCGUCAUAGCAACCAGACUACGAAUAACUGGCUUAUCCCCUGUUUCUUUCUAUUCGAUUGUAUUCUACUGGCAGCCCUAGUGGUAUUAUGGUAUUUCAUGCAAUGGCAGACGGCGACAUUCACAUUACACGAUGCCACGAUACCGUGUAUCGAUAUCGCCUACUACAGCUAUCCCGAGAAGGUCGAUAUCAUACCCGAAACUAUCGUUUUUGUCCUCGUAUUCGUUCUCCCGCCAAUUGUGGUGUUAUUCGGUGAGGCAGCGGUGGGUUUAUACAACCUUCAAGGCGGUAAGAAGCAACUCUUCAUGGAAAAAUCGGUCUCGACUUUUGGCAUGAAGCUCCACGCUCUCCUUAGGAGAACUGUCCGUUUUACAGGUAUCUUCUUGCUUGGUGCGUUCAUCACCUGGAUUCUUACUCGUGCGGGUCAGCUCAUCCUGAGCCACCCUGCUCCGGAUUUCUUCACCCGAUCAAGCUGCACACCGUGUUCGGACCCCACGGCUCUGACAUUCACACUCAGUGAAUGCCCCGCACCAGUGGAUGCCUUCAGGCAAUCUUUCCCGUCCCUCUAUGCUUCACUCAGCACCUAUGCCUCAAUCUAUGUUGCUGUAUACGUCACAAAUUUGAUGAAGCUGAACUCGGCCCACACCCUUCGCCCUUUCGCUGGUCUCUGUUUCAUCGCCGUACCGUACUUACUGGGAAUGCAGCAGAUCGCAGCGCACAGAGCACAUUGGAGUGACGUCAUUGGAGGAUGGAUCCUAGGGGCCGUCGUGGCUUUCUAUCUGAUCUACGGAGUCCUCGAUGCCUUCCUCGGCCCUCUCAUGUCCACCACGAGCCCGGGGUUGGACAGUGACGUCGACGCUAACGAGGAUUACGUCAUCGAACACGACCACGCCCUUCGAAACGGCACCACCCUUGACAAGCCUAUGCAGAUGAACGGCCUGCGACACAGCCAGCGGGAACGUGACGGGUACAUGGAUCGAGGAAUGGAGCAUCUACAGUAACCGGGGCAACGGGGAGGACUUCUUCUAACCAAUCACAAUCCUCCUACCACAUACCCCGACCGCUCACGAAAAAGGGCGUCUACUCGUACCUCUACGACGGUCGUAGGGGGCGUCCCGUUUUCAAACCCUUACGGACGCCACCGUCGCCGCCGCCCGUAAUUCCACGAACCCGAAACGCCCACCCUGAUCGGCCCAUACAAGUCGUCAAUACUGUGAACAGGACUGCUAAUUCGGAAUACUUCUGAAACAUAUCGUCAUAAUAAAGACUUUUCGACAUCUUUAACGGAAAUAUACCUCACUGGAAAAUACAUAAUUAUUUCACUGAGAGACCUGCAGACCUGGGCCUGCAGAAUGAUUGUUAAACUUCUGCACAAUAUCUGCGACUUUUAAGCCACUUUUCUAUUUGGAAAUUUAAGCAAAAUACACUUCUGUGGAAUGUGGGCGAUCGGCUUUUUUAUGCAGUGUUACUGUGUGAGCUUUCAUCGUCAUCUUGUCACCUUUUUAUAUAUCAAUUUAUUUUCCAUGUUAUCAAUACUAAUACUUUUCAUUCGCCGUGGGAUUCAAUAUUAUUGUGCUAUAGGCCCUAUAAGUGGGUGAACGUGAACUGUUUAUCAUUUUCGGUCUUUAUUAUAUAUUACUCUUUAAAUGUAUUUUAUAUUAAAAAGAUUUAAUGAUGGUAAGUGCCAACUUAUAGUUUCCUAUAUUAGCCUAUGAUAUAAUCUGCCAAUAAUCUAUAAGUAAGAUGAAAUAUUUGGAUUUUAUAAAAUGAGAUCAGUUUAUUUUACUAUUGAAGACAUUUGCAAACAGACUCUCCAAAAUUAUAAUGAGUCUAUAUUGUAAUUGAACGGAUUAAUUUAUGUGCAUCCUUGGGGACCUUAUACUAGUAUUUCAUAAUGCAAAAAAAAAAAAAAAACAUUAACGGGAAUAGAUAUUUGUCCGUAUGCUUAAACAUAUACAUUCUCUUUUUUUCCAGCAUUUAAUUCAUAUAAAAUACAUGCUCUCUUGCUACGUACUCUCGUGAUUUCACCGUAAGAAUACGGUUAAACAGCAUUGGAUCACACCAAUUAUUUUACAUCGGUGUAAGUUCAACAGUGUUAUCUCAACACCUUUGGUGAUAACUUUUCAACGCUUUGGUGUUAUAUUCAAUCUCUAUAGGGUGUAUAUUUUAACAUCUCAAUGUGUGGUCCUCUCGGGACAACUUGUGUGUAAAUCUUAACAUCUUAUUUCAUUGUAUAAUGAGAUCUUAAACCGUAAGUUUUGAUAACACUUUAUAUCUUACUUCCCCAGAGUCACCGCUGAGACGCCCUCAACGCAGUUACGCUCAAGAGUACAUGGAUCAGUACAACCUUUGAAGCUAAAAAUAGCGAUUAUAAUUAUAAAACAUUAUCUAGUCCCCUUCUCUUUUCUGAAAUGCAUGAAUAAAUCAAAAUGCGAAAAAGUUCAAUCUUCAUGAAUUAGAGUAAAUCAAUUAUUUCAUAUAAAGUCGAACUGUAUUUUCAGUAAAUUUGAUGUCAUUUCAUGAUCACUCUUCUGGUGAUCAUUGAGAUAACUCCCACACGAGUAAACAAAAAAAAAAAAUCACAUUUCACUCAUAGUUUACUCUAAUUACACCCCUUAGAGAGAGAAAAACUAUAUAUCUAUCUAUCUAUCCUGGCAAAGGGUUAUUUUAAGAGGCAGUUACUUAAGGCAAUGCAAAACUAAAAUUGGAUAUUACAUAAUCGAAUAGCUUGUAACAUGAGGACCAUAAGUUAUUUAGAUUAGAUAUCCCGUUGAUCAAUAAUUAUCAUUAAGAAAACAAAAAUAGGAUUUAAGAUCCAUUAUAGGUUAUUAGAAGGUUCAAUUUGGUGUAUGUCUAUGGUGUAUCAACAUGAAGACAUAUAUAUUCGUUCAUCUAUUAAUGAUAAUGCUUACCUUUUGGCCAAAUAUUAUAAUUUCAUGUAUUUGUUUUUUUUCAACAACGGUUGUGCUUGACCUACACGUAAAUCAAUUCCAGCACAGUUGGUAAAAAUAUAAACGUGUAAACGGCGGUGUCUUAACGUAGUAACAAUGUUUUAUAUAACAAAAAGAUGUCUUUCAAAUGAAACAAGUGGAAUCUAGAUUCAUAUUAAUUUAUCGAUAUAUAAAACAAAUCGAUAUAAAAAAUAUUCGCCAAGAAUGUAGGCUACGUCUAAUAUUAAAUGUCCGGAAGUUGGUGGUUCAUUGUUAAGACUUGUAUUGUGUUUCAUAAUAGCAAAUACUAUAUUUCCAAGUGCUUUCAACUAACUCCAUUUCUAUGAAAAACAAACACAUUGUUAGCUUAUGUGAGUAAGAUUGUAUAUUUAUCAACCAAUUUCAAAUGCACGGGAUGUAUUCUCGUCGAUAGUGUAUGAAAGGUAAAUGCUUAUUAAUACAAUUCAUGUAAAGUAUAUGUAUGGAUUAAAAACUGUGUUACGUAUAUUCAUAAGUGACCCGGAAGUGACCUUAUAAUCGUAAAACCAUAUUUUGUGAAUGAUUCUGUUUUAGAACCAGUGCUGAGGUUUAUUUUUUUAAAUCAAAGUAGGCCUACAAGCCAUUGCCAAUUUGCUGCCACAGCUUUUGUAAUGAUAUUGACUGAACGCUCGGUAUCAAUUGAGAAUUAUUUUUAUAUAAGCUAAUAUUUUUGUGUCCAAUCAAAGAUUUACAAUAAAUUUAAUCAUAUAAUCAUCAAAUAAUGUUAAAGUAAAAACAUAAAUACAUCUAAACAUGCUGUAUGUGCAAGUGUGAGCACUGGCAUGACUGGUGUAAAGGAUAACAAGUUUGUGGAGCUAAUGUUUUGAAUUUGCUCAUUAAACUGUUAGAAAUUGUACACUGCAUCAAGAAAUAGGCCUACAUCAGUGUCUACAUACUGUACAUGUAGCUAUAUUAUAAAGGAAACCCAUUUUAACCCAUCUUAAAGUUGAUAUCACUUAAACGGCACUUUAAGUCACAUACGGGUGUUUAGAAUAAAAUUUAAAUAUUAGCUUAUAUCUUGCAUCAUUAUCCCGACAUAUUAGGGUAAAUAUGGAUGCACUAAAAUGAGAUUUAUAGGUUUAUAUUAGUGAAUUUGUAUGGCGUGGAAAAAGUGGGACAAGGCGGGGUGGGGGUGGGGGCUACCCAGCCAGGGAAACUUGAUAUUAUGAGAUAGAGGAGCAAGAGAUUAGUAUCAAUUAUUAUACGCUCUCAGAAUUUUUUAAAACCAAAUCCAGAGUUGGUUAAGUUAUCAACCAACCAACGGUUGAUAAAAAAAAAAUCCCAAUACAUUUUGCAUACAGCUUUGUUUACAACCGUUUAUAUGUUCAUACUUGUAGGUUGAUUAAACCUUUCUGAGAAUGUAAGUAUGCCUGCAUUUAUUCCAUUUUGAAAAUGUGAAAACGUAGCUUUUGUACUUUUUGUAAUGUUCUUGUACAAAUUGAUUUGUUGUGAUAUUCGUAUUAUCAGUGGUGCAUUUGUAAUUUUGUUGAGACUUCAUUAGUACAUACAAUAAUAUUUUGUACAGUUAAUGGUUUAAAAUACCGAUCUUUUUAAAUUGAUAACAUAAAAAUAAAUCAUUUUGCCAAAUACCGCAAAUAUAUCAUCACAAUUGUUAAAUCAAUUUGAUGCUUCAAAAAGAAACAUCUCCGUUAUAACAGAGGUAAUAGAAUAUAUUAGUGUGCUUGACGAUAGUGGUACGUACAAAUACCCAUACUACAUUCAAGAAAGAACUAUGUUAUCAGAAAAAUAUAAGAGGAAAUAUCAGAGGAAUAUCAUGUCCAUGAUAUUCCACUCAAUGUGAUAUGUUUUCCCAUUUAAUGUUUCUCAAAUUAUAUUUUGUUUGUGUUCAUAUUGGUGGGAUAGAUAUAUUAGCAUUUGUAUGUUAAGUGGGAUAUAUAUUUUUAUCUCAGUCUUUCAGUUAUCAAUAGCCAUGGUGAUUUAUCAUAUAAAUUAAGAAUGAAAUUAAACCACAUUAUGUAAAAAGUAAAGUCAA
This is a messenger RNA of Lytechinus pictus (painted urchin), 5408 nucleotides long. Its product is annotated as phospholipid phosphatase-related protein type 5-like. The coding region runs from base 440 to 1447 and encodes 335 amino acids. Gene Ontology annotation, molecular function: phosphatidate phosphatase activity. The transcript has 9 exons. Lineage: Eukaryota; Metazoa; Echinodermata; Echinoidea; Temnopleuroida; Toxopneustidae. Gene Ontology annotation, cellular component: plasma membrane. Gene Ontology annotation, biological process: signal transduction; phospholipid metabolic process; phospholipid dephosphorylation. The record is from RefSeq and is a predicted model, not a curated record.